AUGCGGAAAGAGCUUCAGUCAGAGCUCCGAUCUCAUCAGAGAAUUCAUACAGGGGAGAAACCCUAUCAGUGUGUGGAAUGUGGAAAGAGCUUCAGGAGGAAGGACAUUCUCACAUUUCAUCAAAGAAUUCAUACAGGGGAGAAACCCUAUCAGUGUGUAGAAUGUGGAAAGAGCUUCAGUCACAGCUUCAGUCUCACUUCCCAUAAGCGAAUUCAUACAGGGGAGAAACCCUAUCAGUGUGUGGAAUGUGGAAAGAGCUUCACUCACAGCUACAGUCUCACUUUCCAUCAAAGAAUUCAUACAGGGGAGAAACCCUAUCAGUGUGUGGAAUGUGGAAAGAGUUUCAGGAAGAGGUCCGAUCUCACUUCCCAUCAAAGAAUUCAUACAGGGGAAAAACCCUAUCAGUGUGUGGAAUGUGGAAAGAGCUUCACUCAUAGCUCCUCUCUCACUUCCCAUCACAAAAUUCAUACAGGCGGAAAACCCUAUCAGUGUGUGGAAUGUCGAAAGAGCUUCACUCACAGCCACAGUCUCACUUUCCAUCAAAGAAUUCAUACAGGGGAGAAACCCUAUCAGUGCGUAGAAUGUGGAAAGAGCUUCACUCAUAGCUCCAAUUUCACUAGGCAUCAGAGACUUCAUACAGGGGAGAAACCCUAUCAGUGUGUGGAAUGUGGAAAGAGCUUCACUCAUAGCUCCUCUCUCACUUCCCAUCACAAAAUUCAUACAGGCGGAAAACCCUAUCAGUGUGUGGAAUGUCGAAAGAGCUUCACUCACAGCCACAGUCUCACUUUCCAUCAAAAUAAUUCAUACAGGGGAGAAACCCUAUCAGUGCGUAGAAUGUGGAAAGAGCUUCACUCAUAG
Molecule: messenger RNA, 858 nt
Organism: Podarcis lilfordi (Lilford's wall lizard)
Lineage: Eukaryota; Metazoa; Chordata; Lepidosauria; Squamata; Lacertidae
Source: the annotation of a GenBank genome assembly